AUGAAUGGCAUACGGCAAGCCAGUUUCAAUUACAGCUUGUCACCGAACAGUACAAUGUUUGCAUCAGUCAAAAAUUUACUCGAAAACCUUCGCAGACAUGAGACGUUUUUCGAUGUACUCUGGAUUGGUCACUGGAUUAGUGAUAAGUUCGGUUUAUCGCCCUUGGAAUACAGUGGUCAAAACAAGCUGCCUACUUACAAACGCGUACCAUACGCAUACCUUUUCGCAGUGUUUGUACAGAUUGCUAUUUUUGUUCUCUACAUCAAAGCGGAUACCGUAGGUAGCAAAUCGAGCUCCGUGAUUCUACGGUAUGGAAUGCGUUGCGUACUUCUGGUCGGGACCUUAUUCCUGGUCAUCUCCACGAGUCUAAAUGUUUGCUUUCGCAAGCGGGGCAUGGACAACCUUUUAGAUAUUCAUAAAUUUGACCUGAAAUUAAAAACCAUAGGAUAUCAAAUUGAUUUAAAAGCCCAAAACCAUUGGUUCAAUAUGCUUGCUAUAUGGAUGACAGUGUUUUUAUGGCUAAUUAUCGCAGUUGCCGCUUAUUUGACAUAUCUAGCUAUGAACGGUAUCUUGAUCACAUUUGUUGUGGUGUUUGUGGGCGUCAGUAUCACAAAUAUCAUGGUUACGACUCUUUGUGGACAACAUGCCAUCCUUCAGUAUGCAGUGCAGUAUCGUUUUAAGUCCCUGAAUCGAUAUUUAUGCGAAAUCUUCCCAACAGAAAUGGAGCUUGUGAACCAUUUUCGUCUCUUCUACAUAUCCCAAGAGAGAUCAGUAAACAGCCGUCGAGUCGUAGAAAUAGCUAACCUACAUAGUCGUCUGAUACAAAUUGUCGAUCGGUUCAAUCAGCAUACUGGUAUACAGAUACUUCUGACGCAUCUGGGAGCGACAUGUGUUACCAUUCUUAGCUGGUUCACAAUGUACACAAUUUUGGUGAACGCGGACAGUGUAAGUGUUUACAUGGGAAUUCAUAAUUUCCUCUGGAGUGUCUAUUACGUUAUCUAUCAGAUGUUCAAUGCAAUACUUGGACAAAUGAUACAUUCAGAGUCCAAACGAAUGGGUAAACUUAUUCAUAAAGCUGUUGGAUUUGUUACUGAUGAUGAAAUUCGCGAGAAGUUGGUGCAUUUUUCUGAUCAGAUUCAUCAAAGAACAGCAGCAGUUUCAUGCGAAUGGUUCGCAAUUGACAGUGCAUUGAUUUUCUCGACACUAGGAGCUAUUACUACGUAUCUAGUUAUUUUGAUUCAAUUCGAUGUAACUUAUCAACAACUGUAUCCUUCACAUGAAAUAUAGUCUACAG
Molecule: messenger RNA, 1294 nt
Organism: Topomyia yanbarensis
Lineage: Eukaryota; Metazoa; Arthropoda; Insecta; Diptera; Culicidae
Product: putative gustatory receptor 28b
Exons: 6
Coding region: 1-1287 (428 amino acids)
Biological process (GO): sensory perception of taste
Cellular component (GO): axon; membrane; neuronal cell body
Source: RefSeq, a predicted model, not a curated record